GGCAGGGAAGAGCCGGCCGGGCGCGCGGAUCGCCAUGCGCGCGCCUUUGAGGUCUCCGGCGGGGCUUUGAUCUCGGGCCGGCCCGCCCUUUGAUCUCGGGCCGCGGAGGACGCCGACCGGGUGCAUGGAUUAUCCCAGGCGGAAGAAGCGGACCAACUUCACCAUCGGGCUGCUGUUCCUGGCCGGGGGCAUCGAGUAUGCGGUGAUCCUGCCUACCAUCUGGGCUUACCUGCGGACCCUUGAUGCCGAGCCGUACUACCUGGGGCUGGCCAUCUCUGCCUUCAGCUUUGCCGGACUGAUCACGGGGCCAUUCUUUGGGUACUGGUCGGACCGCACCCGUCAGACAAAGGCUAUCAUCCUCUUCGCCAACUUGUUUCAGAUAGCAGGGAAUUUCAUGUACUUUGUUGGUGGGUCCAAAUGGAUGCUUCUCAGCAGCCGGCUGGUAGCAGGUGUGGGGACUGGAGCUGGGGCUUCCAUCUUCAGCUACCUGACGCAGUCCACCACUUCGCAAGAACGCGCCACUGUGUUUGCGGUAGUCAUGGCUUGUCGGCAGUUUGGGCUCCUUGUCGGGCCAGCCUGCAACGUUUUCCUGCGCCUCUGUGACUUCUGGAUAGGGCCCUUUGUGGUCAACAAGUUCACAUCGCCUGGGCUCUUCAUGUGUCUGGUGUGGAUUCUGCUUCAGGUCAUUGUUUUUGUCAUGUACUAUGACCUCCCGCUUUUGCCGCCCCCUUGCUCGGACAGAGUCAUGUCCAUGCCAUCAGAUGUCUUGGAUGAGGAAGAGGAGGAGCCCCUUGUGCACCAUGAGGUGGGCCAAGAGGAGGAGGCAGAGCCCAGCAGCUAUGGGAGCACCUGUGUGGAACCUCGGGGUCCCCUGUUGGGGGACGAGUGCCGUUAUGUGCCCAAUGGCCACUUGACGGACGAGGAGGCUGCCAAAGGGAGAGAGAAGAGCCCCUUCAGUAACUUCAGCUCCUUGAGAGAGUAUUUGAGGGAGGAGGUGGUGGUUCUACUCACGGCCCAGUUCAUCACUCUCUUCAAUCAAACGGCCCUGGAGACCAUGGUGACGCCCAUCACCCAGCGGUACUUGAACUUUGGGGAGUUGGAGAACAGCAUCAUGUACUUCCUGUGUGGUGUGGAGGUCAUUUGCGGCUUCUUCCUGGUCCGCUGCCUCAGUGUCCGCUUCAAGGAUCGCGUCAUCUUGGUGGUCGGCUUGGUCAUCUGCAACGUGGCCUGUGUCUGGUGUCUGCUCUUCCUCACCCGGCCCCAAGGCAGCUUUGCCGUCCUCCUCAUGGAACUGGUGGUGGGCGUGUUCCUGCAGGUGUUGGGCCUGCCCUUCGUCGCUGUCUCCCAGGUGUCGCUCUUCUCAAAGGUCACGGCAGAGAGGACGCAAGGGUUGAGUCAGGGGCUCCGCCGGUCUGUAGGAGGAGUUGCAACCAUCCUGGGGCCGCUGUGGGCUGGCGGCUUGACAGAGAACCUUUAUAUCAUGCUUGGAGCCAUGAUGGGGCUGCUGAGCCUGUUGAUGAUUAUGGUGGGGCUUUCCUACCCUUACCUGGUCGAGCCAGCUGGCGGCUACGUGUCAUCAGAAACAGAGCGGGAUGAAGACAGCUCAUGACAGUCAUCUUGAUCGGAGGUGCAUUGGAAGGGAUGGAAAAGCUGGCGCCUGCCCAGCUGGCAAGGGUAUCAGUGAUUAGCUGUAAUCCAGGCAUCCGAGCAAAUAUCGGUGCCCUCCUGGCCGGAUUCUGGUAUCACAUUGCUGCUGUCCUUGUGGGAUGAGAAGCAGGAGAGAGCUUGCCUCCUUCCAAAGAGCAGUGCCCAACGCAGCUGCUGGCUGGACCUUUUUCUGUUCCCUUUCCGUGUCUGGAUGCCCCCUUUGGUGCCCGCCUGGUUGCCACCACGGUUCCGGACUGGGUUCAAUACUGCCCCACGAGGAACGCCUUUCCCUUUCACGCCUCUGUCAGUGCCCUUCUUUUUGGCCACUCUGGUGCCUGGCAAGCUGCCUUCUCUGGAUUGGGGGUUGGGCAUAGCAGCCUCAAGGCUGUAGAGGACCCCCUUCCCUCUACACCCGUUGCUCCUCUUCCCCUGUCCCGUUCUCUUUGAUUUAGUUGCAGUGGCAGCUGCAGUGCGUGCUGUCACAAUUUCUUACGGUAGCGUGUGUACAUGUGCCCCUCUGCAGAACAGAAACCUGGCGGAGCUUCGAGGGCGUUAAAUGAGAUGGGUGCUAAUUGAACUGAGAAGGGGGUUAGCCUGCUUGAGGUCUCUCUCUUGCCCCAGCCGAGUUCCUUAUGGCUCCUGUUGGAAUCAGGCAAGGGGGAAGAAGUAGGAAGGCAAGGGUGGCUCCAUGGAGCCCGUCACUGAGAAAAUCCAUGUGUAGGUUGAAGACCAGAUCUCUCCCCAUUUAGUAUUUCAAGUAUGUUGCAUCAGAACAGAGAAAUUGUACUUUUGACUGUCAAGUCUCAUGUUCUGUAGCAUUAAUGAAUUCCUCUCUGAAAGCGGAUUAUUGGCCCGUGUCAAUGAAAUCCAUCGGCCCAGAGGAGCUGCCUUGGCGUACUCCGAGUCUGGCCUGGCAUACAGAGGGAAUGCUGAUCAUACAUGCUGGCUUUAGUUGUUUUGAAUUUUAACCUGCCCUCCUUCCCAGAGUAUUCAAGCUGGGUAAGAACUAUUUCAGAACAGGGAAUGUGAGUUUGUCCCCCUCCCCAAAUAUUUAUAUCCUAGAUCCCAAAUCAAGCCCGGUGCUUGCCCAUAUAUGUGGGAACGGCUGCUGCCGCCAGCCCCGCGACCUCUUUCCGCCGAGCUGCCGAAACCAGACAGCUGUGCGGCAACAUCUGCAGGCAUUUUUGAGACCCGCUUAGGACCUGGUGUCCUCUCACAGCACCAGCUAAAAGGUUCUGCCUUCGGCCCUUUCUGAGCUGCACAAAACAGGUCAUGUUUGGGGGUCGGGGGGCCUUUUGCCAACUUAGGGUCUUGGCCAGUGUCAGAUUUGCCCGUAUGGGGAGCUGGCCUUGGGAUGCUGAGGCAGAAGGUGUUUGGGGAUGUGCGAUGGUCUCGGACGAUCUCUCGAAGGCCUCUUGCUCUAAAUCAUGCUGAGGAUAUGCAGUAGAUAGAAGGCAGUCUCCUUAGCAAUGUACAGAGCAGCUUACGGCUAAGGCUGGAAAUCCAAAUAGUGGCACGGGUUUUGCUUGAAAUCUAUAACUGGAGAAGCAAUUGCUGUGAGUAAAUAGGAGCUUGGCCCAAGGAAAGCUGGGAAAUCAGUGCUGUUGCUACUAGCGCAAGUCUGAGCUCCCCAUGCAGGGGCCAGGCCUGCGUCUGAGGAUGGAGCUGUUGCCUGAAGGCCACCAGCCAGCAGCUGGCACGUGCAGAGAAGCGGCAGGGAGCCUCAAACCCUUCCCCAGCUGGCUGCUUCUGUCCCGAUUUCCUCCUUUAGAGCCUCUUUGGUUUUCUGCCCUAGUUCCGAGAUGGAAGUAAGCCUGCCUGGGUGAAGGAAUCGAGGGAGGAAAAUUGCUGCUUCUCCAGUAGAAAAGGCAGCUUCCUUGCUACUGUUCGACAUCUGUCAGUGGGAAACCGCUGGAGGAUCUACUCCCUUGACAGCUCCAUUGGCCUUGGUCAUGUGCUUGAUCCGUUUGUGAGUUCUGGGGUGGCAUUUGAUUGUGAAAAUACAUCUAUUGGCAUAAACUGGACCACUGGAAGUGUUCAGUGAGCCAUCGGCCCCCACCUGCCUGGACUGGGGCUGAAUGACCUGUGAUGCUCAGUAAUGCAAUUCUUUCCUUCCCCUCCCCUUUUUGAGAAAUGAAAAGCAGCCUUCGGAGGCUGCAAGCGGAUAGAAGACUGAGGGGAGGGGCUACUCCAUCCAUUCUGCCCAGACAUUUAUCUGUUCUGAUGUUCCCUCCCCAAGCCACGCCCUCCCAGUGAACUAACAUCACAUCCUCAAAGGAAGAGGCAAUUUUGCAUGGAAUGGCCAAUUCCAGGGGCUACUGGCAUCCGGCCUAAAAUAGGCUUGUGCAGUUUGGGCAGUUUUUACAGUUCCAACACAAAUAACCGAACUAGCCCCAAAUCCACAAUUCAGCAGCAGAUUCCUCCAUGGGGAAGCGGGUUCCAGGGGAGCCCAUACCAUUGCCUCUGUGUAUGAACUGGAUCUUCUAAGAGAUCUGAACAGGAUUCCAUUCCAAAGGAUACUCCCUCUCACUCACUCCCCCCUGUAUUUUCUGUUAUAUGUUGGGAGAAGAGGGUUCGUUUCUCCAGUAGGGUUUGAUGUCUGGACGACCACAAUAAAUUCACUUGUCCUACUGAA
Molecule: messenger RNA, 4282 nt
Organism: Eublepharis macularius
Lineage: Eukaryota; Metazoa; Chordata; Lepidosauria; Squamata; Eublepharidae
Exons: 14
Coding region: 125-1609 (494 amino acids)
Biological process (GO): transmembrane transport
Molecular function (GO): transmembrane transporter activity
Source: RefSeq, a predicted model, not a curated record